This is a messenger RNA of Dichotomopilus funicola, 741 nucleotides long. RefSeq lists its product as uncharacterized. The transcript is spliced from 2 exons. NCBI's taxonomy places the organism in Eukaryota, Fungi, Ascomycota, Sordariomycetes, Sordariales, Chaetomiaceae. Bases 1 to 741 code for a protein of 246 amino acids. The record is from RefSeq and is a predicted model, not a curated record.
AUGGCCCGCCCAUACAUCAUCGGCGACUCAUCGCCCUUCCUCAAGCGCGUGCUGAUUCCGUUCUGGGUCGUCCGCAUCAUCAUCAUGCUCAUCCAGAUCGGCUUGUACGCCAUCGUGGUGACUGGCCUGAGCGUAUUUCGGGAUGAUGUGGGGCGCCUGUACGACGAGUACCACACGAGCCUCACCUACGACGGCGUCCUGGCCGUGUCGUGCGUGAUCAUGGGCAUCAUCCUGUUCUGCCUGAUCCUCGACAUCGUCUGCAUCAUCAUGCGCGCCAGGCGCACCCUGACGCCACCCUUCUUCCUCGGCGUCAACAUUGUGCAGAACGCGUUCUACAUUGCCAACUUCAUCUUGACCAUGAUCGGCGCUCGCAACGGGGUGGCCUCUAUCGCUAUCGGCGUUCUCAUCCUCCUCUCCUUCCUCGGCCUCCUCGUUUACGCCUCAGUGGUCUAUCACCAAUACCGCAAGGGCUCCCUAAACGGCGGCGCGUACGUCCAAGCCUCGGGCCAGGAAGGCCACAAGCUGGUCGCGCACACGGGCUACGCGGGCCACAACCACGAGGGUAUCCAUGACGUGCCGGUGCUGCCGCAGCAGAAGCAUCACUCGUACGGCGAGAGCCAGCCGUACGCCGCCCAGACGCCUGCGUAUUACAACCCGCACACUGUGGGGGCCACGCAGAACGAGUAUGCGCCGCAGGCGUACGAGCCGUUCCGGGGGCAGCAGCACCAUUCGGCGGUGUGA